UCCCUUCUGGAUCCUUCCACCGCCUCCUUAUCUAAUAUCCUUUUUCAUCUUUGUCUACUGAUUUUGUCAGAUGUGCGAUAUUUCUCAUCUAGCUGCCGGUGCGGGGUUCCGCUUUGAAGAAGUGGGCUUCCACCACCACUCUCUUGGCAAAGUCGUGGUCGAAGUGGUUUUCUUCCACAAACCUUCAAUCACUCAUGCCAUUACCGGUGAGCCCUCAAUCACCUAAAGAGAAGACACGAUGUACCCUCUUCUUCUCUCUUUUUUCUUCUCGGCUUCAAGCUUCCACAUCCGGCCUGUCACAAACACCACCGCCAGCAGACCUGCCAUGUACAACGUAGGUGUUGGCCUCAUCACAACGGACGAGCGGGUUCCGAUUUAGGUUCUCACCAUCGAGCGGGUUCCAAUUUUUGUUCUGACGACAGAGCUGUCUCCUGGCUGAGAGAGACUAGGCGUCGGGGUUCUUCUUUCGGUGUAUCACCACCAGUGUGCCAGUGUCUGUGCCAUCUCGACUGGCUUCUCAAAUAUGGCGGUGGUGAAAUUGUCAAUGUAUCCCUUUUUCUCUCAUUUUCACUUGGUUAGAAUAACCAAAACCAAGUUUUUGAUUUUGCCUUCUUCACUGAGUUUGGAGGUGGUCGGCUGGUAAUGUUAGCGUAGUGAAGAUUUCCACAGUAGAAAACGAUUCAUGGUUUUUUUUUGAAGAGAUUAUCAAGAUUAGAGGAAGCCAUGAGAACACGAAGCGAAUAUGAGCGACAGUGGUAGCGCUUACAGAUGACAUUGCUUCCUAUUACCAUCACUACAGUUAUGUUGUACAUACUGCUCUCUUUGUUUUUAUGCUUGAUAUCAGAUUCCUGUUGAGAAUAUGACUUUUUUUCUUACUUCUCUUUGGCUCAAUUACAUGGAAUUAAUAAUACCGCCAUCACCUGCGUCCAAUGCAAUUACCACCACCGACCAGUCACCUAUCCAUGUGACAUACAUCAUUGAAGGCACAUUCCUCGGUGGAUGGGAAGAAAAGAAUGAACAAUGGGGAUCUGGUAGAUCGAAUAUUUCAAGGAGACCUCAACAGGCUUCGAAUGAUUUUAAUAAAAGGCAAUCUCAUCAUAAGACCGAAGAGGAAAACAAUGAUUACUGGGAGACAGUUGGGAAGAAGACUAUGAAAUCGACUGUGGUGAAGGAAAGAAAGAAUAAGCUGGUUUCAUUGAAGAGAUAUGUAGAACUGUACCAAUUACAUACCUUUUUAAGUAUCUUGCUUCAAAUGGUGUUGUAUCCCAAGAUUGUGUUUUAGGUUCAACAAACAUUUUAUCAUUUAGGUUCCACUACUCUUCUUUUGGAUUUCGUGUGGGUACUGCUUUCUUACUACAAUUCAUCAUGUCUGUGAUCGUGAAUGUUAAUAAUUUUGUUCAUUUUAUUUGAUCA
Molecule: messenger RNA, 1413 nt
Organism: Lactuca sativa (garden lettuce)
Lineage: Eukaryota; Viridiplantae; Streptophyta; Magnoliopsida; Asterales; Asteraceae
Source: RefSeq, a predicted model, not a curated record